AUGAGACCAGUAAACUUGGGAUUUCGUGGCUACUCUAGUCAUUUCGUCAUUUCUAUUGUUAUUCGCUCAAUUCAGUUUUUAUGGACCAUCAUUGCUUUAGCAACAGCUGCUGCUUCUGAUGCCAAUUUCCCCAAUGAAAGAAUUCAAUUUUCACUUGCGGUAUCCGUCAUCUCGUUUGCUUACCUUGUGUUUACGGUGACGCCACUUUAUCGUUAUGCAGUACCGCUCCUGGUUAUUAUUUGUGAAUCGAUCCUCACCCUACUUUGGCUCGUUGCAUUUGCGGUGGUGGCCGAUUUUUGGGCUAGCGUUUCCUGUAGUUUCGGUUCUGGUCAUUUUUGGGGGUUUUCUUAUUCUUCAAAUGGAUGUACUUCAGGUAAGGCAAAUAUUGCCUUUGCAUUCUUGGCUUGGAUUACAUUUAUUCUUUCACUUGUGUUGUCCAUUAUCUUUACGGUUAUUCCAUCUGUAAAAAGUGGUACACAGGGACUCUUUACUAAAAAUAUUUCCAUUGGGUCUAUUUUCCCAGUCACCAACUUCGCUGUAUCAGAAGAUGCGAAUCUUGAAGCCGGUCUCCCGGUAGAGCGUGAAGAGCUGGAUCAAAAGGAACUUCCAGAACCUACAACCGAAAGUGGCUACAAUGAAGAGCCGCCUCAUAUUUCAACUACAGAUGUUGCUACGCCACCAGUCUCUGAACCUGUGGUUGGUUCUGACACUGCUCCCCUUCACGAAGCCAAAGUCCUCAAAGAGUAA
This is a messenger RNA of [Candida] anglica, 747 nucleotides long. Lineage: Eukaryota; Fungi; Ascomycota; Pichiomycetes; Serinales; Debaryomycetaceae. The record is from the annotation of a GenBank genome assembly.